AUGCUGCCCACUGCACGACCACUUUUGAAGGUGUCAGCAUUACUACCUCAACGCACAUUGGCUCCAGCAUCACACCGAUUCUUCUCAUGCACAACACAACGAUGGAAUGAAGACCAGCAACAACCACCUGCCGAUCAACAACAACAAGGCGAGGAAACCGCUGCUCCUGCUGCCGAAGAGGAACAGGCUGAACCUAUCAAGUUAUCGCGUAGACGACGACGUUUCCAUGAGUGGGUAAAGGAUGGUAGCGGUGCACGCUUUGUUCGUCCUUCGCAGGGUACAACCAACUAUUUGGGCAGUACGCCAUUCCCCAACAAUCCUCUUUUCCAACCUCGUCCACCACUCUCAGAUCAACGUCGCCAAGAGAUUUAUGACACAUACGCUUCAGAUCCUCAAGAAUGGUCUAUUCGUAAACUUGCAACAAAGUACAACAUUUCAAUGCGUCGUGUUGAAGCUAUUCUUAAGCUCAAGGAAUCUGAAAAGGAAUUGGAAAUGAAGGGCGUUGCAUUGCAAAGCAAAUUCUCCAAGGGCAUGGAGAAGCUUAUGGGUGCUGAUCAAACAGUACAAAUUCUUCAGGAACCACUUGUCGACUUGUUCCCCAAGGUUAAGAAGCCUACCUUCAAGUUGGUUGAGGAACAUGAGUCAUUUACAGAGAAGGAUGCCGCCAAGGAACUCAAUCGUAAACCAAUCCGUCAACUUGAGGAGAAGGUGAUUGCUAUGGAGGAAGCCAAGUUUGCCAAAUCCCGUAUUGCAUCUGAAGCCAUCAAAUCCACUACUCCCACCAGCAGCAGCAAACAAAAGCGUUUUGUUAUUGUAGACACCAGCCGUUAG
Molecule: messenger RNA, 831 nt
Organism: Lichtheimia ornata
Lineage: Eukaryota; Fungi; Mucoromycota; Mucoromycetes; Mucorales; Lichtheimiaceae
Exons: 4
Coding region: 1-831 (276 amino acids)
Biological process (GO): mitochondrial translation
Cellular component (GO): mitochondrial small ribosomal subunit
Molecular function (GO): structural constituent of ribosome
Source: RefSeq, a predicted model, not a curated record